Molecule: messenger RNA, 1788 nt
Organism: Didymosphaeria variabile
Lineage: Eukaryota; Fungi; Ascomycota; Dothideomycetes; Pleosporales; Didymosphaeriaceae
Exons: 1
Coding region: 1-1788 (595 amino acids)
Molecular function (GO): dipeptidyl-peptidase activity
Source: RefSeq, a predicted model, not a curated record
AUGCCUCCUCAGAUCAAGGACGCACAGAAGGUGGACGAUUCGUCGUUCCCGUACAUCUUCGAAGAGAAUGUUGUGAUACCUUUGAAAACAAGUUCAAAAGGUAUCAUCCGCUGCAACGUCUAUCGUCCGAAAAGCAGCGACGAGAGAUUCCCUGUUCUUGUCACUUACGGUCCAUAUGGCAAAGACAUUCACUACAAAGACUUCCACGCCAAGUCCUUCUCUGAGGUGAACCCCGACCAUCACUCAGCACAUUCGGCAUGGGAAACGCCCGAUCCUGGAUUCUGGACCAAACAUGGUUACGCAAUCGUGCGAGCUGAUGAGCGCGGGCUUGGCCAGUCACCUGGUUUCCUCGAUACAAUGUCGCGCGGCACAAGCGAAGCCUUCUUCGACGUGGUCGAAUGGGCUGCCGAACAGUUAUGGUCAUCUGGGAAAGUGGGCCUCCUUGGUAUUAGCUAUUACGCAGGAUCGCAAUGGCGUGUUGCUGCGCGCCAGCCAAAGGGACUGUCGGCGAUCAUACCCUGGGAAGGCAUGAGCGACUACUAUCGCGACCGUUGCCGUCACGGUGGCAUUCUCUCAAACAAAUUUAUCAACUUUUGGUGGAACCGCCAGGUAGUAUCUAAUCAGUACGGACUGCCUGGUCGGGCAGCACGCAAUUGGGGACCUGACUGCGUAGACGGAGACGUAUCCGAUGAGGAGCGUGAGAAGAACAGGCAGGAUCAGAACAUCGACAAUUUGAACAACAAAUUCCGCGACGAUGAGUACUACGCUAGCAAAGAAUACGACAUGGGCGAUAUACAGGUGCCGCUGCUCUCAGUAGCUAAUUGGGGUGGCAUUCUUCUACAUCUCCGUGGCAACAUUGAGGGUUAUCUCCAGGCAGGAUCUGAGUUUAAGUAUCUGCGCAUUAUCACCGGUCGCCACGAUCUACCUUUUUACUACACCGAAGAAGUUGAAGUCCAAAGAAGCUUCCUGGAUGCCUUCCUCAAGGACGAUGACCGAGUUGGAUGGAGCGUGAAAGGCAAGGUCCCGGCUGUGGACCUUGUUCUGCGCAAGGGUAACGUUGGCUUCGAUGAUGCACAAGCAGAGAAGGUCUACGAGCGUAGGAUGGAGUACGAAUGGCCAAUUGCCCGCACACGAUACACGAAGUUCUAUCUCACACCUGAUCACUCCCUGACACAAGUCCAACCCAUUGUCACUCGCGCACAGAAGCUGUCCUAUGAAGCUCUUGGCUCGCUCGAGAACCCCAAGUUGCUACAGUUCAUAACACCACCGUUCGAACAAGAGACUGAGAUCACCGGGCACAUUGUCGCACACCUCAACGUGUCGAUGUCACCUCAUGCUAGUGGUCCCACACCUUUAGAUAUCGACCUCUUCCUUACACUUCGCUACAUCUCUCCACACGGCGAGGAAGUUCACUACACUGGUACAGCGGGUGACCCCAUUCCCCUUGCUAAGGGCUGGCUACGCGUCAGCCUGCGUAAAACUAACCCGUCGCACCCACGGCACCGGGAAUGGCUCCCGCACCGCGACUACUUCAGCACAGAUGUGCUGCCUGUCAUACCCGGUGAUGUCUAUCCGGUAGAUGUCGAGAUUUGGCCGACGAAUGUUGUGGUAGAGAAGGGUGGUAAGCUCGUGUUUGAGGUGAGCAGUGGCGAUACCCAAGGCAGUGGCAUCUUCGCACACAAUCACCCGGAAGAUCGAAGCGAGAAGAAGUUUGCGGGAAUGAACCACGUUAGCUUUAGUGAGAGAUAUACCAACUGGGUCAGCUUGCCUAUUAUACCUCAGAGGUAA